CCGGCGCGGGGGCGCAGCGAUUGGGCUCCCCCUCCCCGGCUGCGCUCUCUUAAGUACCAGCCCCGGGCGUCUGCCGAACCCCGAGCGGAGCCAAGGACCGACCUGCUGCACCCGACGCCGCGGAGACGUCAGCGACACGCAGCCCGGGCUUGGAAACAGACCGAGGGACAGACAGACGGGCCGACAGCGGCGGCGACGGAAGGACGAAGGGAGGCGCGCGCGGCGGGAGGGCACAGACUCCGCAGCGCGGUCUGGAGUCCGACCUGAAGCCUCCUGGCGACAGCGCCAUGGACGGCGUCGCCAGCGCCGCCCUGCCCCUCGACAACGCCACCCUGCCCUUCGCCACGUCCGCACUGCAGCCGGACAGCUACCAGCUGCUGCCCAAUGCCAGCAGCCCGAGCCCCGGCCCGGACUUCCCCGUGGCUCCUGCCUCCAGCGCGCGCCCCAGCCCCGGGCUCGGGCUCGGGCCGGGUCCCAGCGCCAGUUUCAGCCCCGGCCCCGCUCCUACCCCGGAGCCGACGACCAGCAGCUUCGCCAGCGGCUGGGACAGUCGGGGCUCUUCCCCGUUCCCUCGGCCCUGGGUCCCCCACGAGCCCCCGUUCUGGGACACGCCGCUGAGCCACGGGCUGAACGUGUUCGUGGGCGCCGCCCUGUGCAUCACCAUGCUGGGCCUGGGCUGCACCGUGGACGUGAACCACUUCGGGGCGCAUGUCCGGCGGCCGGUGGGCGCGCUGCUGGCCGCGCUCUGCCAGUUCGGCUUCCUGCCGCUGCUGGCCUUUCUGCUGGCGCUCAUCUUCUCGCUGGACGAGGUGGCCGCCGUGGCGGUGCUCCUAUGUGGCUGUUGUCCCGGCGGGAAUCUCUCCAAUCUCAUGUCCCUGCUGGUUGACGGCGACAUGAACCUCAGUAUCAUCAUGACCAUCUCCUCCACGCUCCUGGCCCUGGUCUUGAUGCCCCUGUGUUUGUGGAUCUACAGCAGGGCUUGGAUCAACACCCCUCUGGUGCAAUUACUACCCCUAGGAGCAGUCACCCUGACUGUCUGUAGCACUCUCAUCCCAAUUGGGUUGGGAGUCUUCAUUCGCUACAAAUACAACCGAGUGGCUGACUACAUUGUGAAGGUUUCCCUGUGGUCUCUGCUAGUGACACUGGUGGUCCUAUUCAUAAUGACCGGCACUAUGUUAGGACCUGAACUGCUGGCAAGUAUUCCUGCAGCUGUUUACGUGGUAGCAAUUUUUAUGCCUUUGGCAGGCUACGCCUCAGGCUAUGGCUUAGCUACUCUCUUCCAUCUUCCACCCAACUGCAGGAGGACUAUAUGCCUGGAAACAGGUAGUCAGAAUGUGCAGCUUUGUACUGCCAUUCUCAAGCUGGCCUUUCCGCCACGAUUCAUAGGAAGUAUGUAUAUGUUUCCCUUGCUUUAUGCCCUUUUCCAGUCUGCAGAAGCAGGGAUUUUUGUUUUAAUAUAUAAAAUGUAUGGAAGUGAAGUAUUGCACAAGCAGGAUCCUCUAGAUGAAGAUGAAGAUACAGAUAUUUCUUAUAAGAAACUCAAAGAAGAGGAAAUGGCAGACACAUCCUAUGGCACAGUGAAAGCAGAUAAUUUAAUUAUGAUGGAAACCACUCAGACUUCUCUCUAAACAUGGAGAUACGCAGAGCCUCUAUCUUGCUGAAAUACUGCAUCAUAUUUAUGGUCUGUGGUAGUGUAUAUGGUUUACAUAAAGGAUAACAAUUGGUUCACAUUAUCAUGCUUAUAACAAUUUUGAUCUUCCAUUGUAAGGUUGCCUUGGUGUAUUAACCAAGCGUUUUCACAAAUCAAUGUCAUAAUAUAACUUGCACCUGGAACUGCUUAAGUGAAGCCUGAACAAGUAAAAUGUGCUACUUGGUUUUCACCAUUGCCAGUUUCUAUGACUGUUUCAAAUAUGUAAACUGGAAAACAGGAUCUUGGAAAUGUAGAAUUUCGGUGCACUAUCUUAUGCAUAAAAAGCUAUAUUUGUAAAGCAUAAUUGAGUUUAUUGUAAUUGUUGUAAAAAAAAAAAGUGUGCUCGCUUAACUUAUGAAUGCCUGGCAAUGUUGAAUUUUGACCUGUAUUUAGAAAACUCCCCAAACAGGUCAAUUAAACAACAAAAUAUAGUAUUUUAUUGUCAAACCUGUAUCAAAUGAGAGAAACAUUAACGUA
Messenger RNA from Pteropus alecto (black flying fox), 2167 nucleotides. RefSeq names its product solute carrier family 10 member 4 (gene SLC10A4). NCBI's taxonomy places the organism in Eukaryota, Metazoa, Chordata, Mammalia, Chiroptera, Pteropodidae. Gene Ontology annotation, molecular function: bile acid:sodium symporter activity. Bases 288 to 1628 code for a protein of 446 amino acids. The transcript is spliced from 3 exons. Gene Ontology annotation, cellular component: membrane. The record is from RefSeq and is a predicted model, not a curated record. Gene Ontology annotation, biological process: bile acid and bile salt transport.